CACCACAGCUCUCCUUUGGGUCGGAGAAGGCGCCAGCCAAAGGAGGCGGGGUUGCAGGAGGAAGGUCCGCUGUGCGUAAUCCAGUCCGGGACUUGGCUCCGCCCGGGAGCGGCGGCCUCUCUGGUGACAGAGGAGUAGUGAGCCGCACGGGGUGAGGCUGCAGCCAACUCCUCUCUCUGCGCACUCGGCUGCCCAGGCGCUCGGGACGCAGUAGCGGCGCUUCUCCCCGGGGCCGACCGCCCGCGAUGCCCGCUUAGGAGCGGUGGCAGCGGCCAGCGUCGUCACACCCGCGGCACAGCGCUCCCGGUCGCAGAGCGGGGAUAGUGGGUGCACCCCAGCCCCAGCCCCCACCCCGCCCCCCCACCCAGAAAUGACUUGUUAAUCGGCGCAGACACCACCGAAAGGGCUCACUGGAGUGGAAUUCAAGUGGCAUUUGGAUUUGGAAAAGAGUUUCUUGAACAUUUACUCCUACCUUGUUGGUUUUUUCUUUCUUUUUUCCUCUCCCCUUCUCGCCUGUUAUUGGAGAUGAAUACAGAGCGUUUGCAUCCCAGAAAGUAGUCGCCGCGACUGUUAUCCCCAAAGAGACAAGCACACAUGUAGGAAUGACAAAGGCUUGCGAAGGAGAGCGCAGCUUGCGGCCCGAAGAGAUCCCCUCGAUAAUGGAUUACUAAAUGGGAUACACGCCGUACCAGCCUGCUCCGAGCCCCGGCCGCCUACCCGUCGAUGCACCGAAAAGGGUGAAGUAGAGAAAUAAAGUCUCCCCGCUGAACUACUAUGAGGUCAGAAGCCUUGCUGCUAUAUUUCACACUGCUACACUUCGCUGGGGCUGGUUUCCCAGAAGAUUCUGAGCCAAUCAGUAUUUCGCAUGGCAACUAUACAAAACAGUAUCCGGUGUUUGUGGGCCACAAGCCGGCACGGAAUACCACACAGAGGCACAGACUGGACAUUCAGAUGAUUACGGUCAUGAACAGAACCCUCUACGUCGCUGCCAGGGACCAUAUUUAUACCAUUGAUAUAGAAACAUCACAUACAGAAGAAAUUUACUGUACCAAAAAACUGACAUGGAAAUCUAGACAGGCUGAUGUAGACACAUGCAGAAUGAAGGGAAAACAUAAGGAGGAGUGUCACAACUUUAUUAAAGUUCUUCUAAAGAAAAACAAUGAUACUUUGUUUGUCUGUGGAACUAAUGCCUUCAACCCUUCCUGCAGAAACUAUAAGAUGGAUACUUUGGAACCUUUGGGGGAUGAAUUUAGUGGAAUGGCCAGAUGCCCUUAUGAUGCCAAACAUGCCAACAUUGCACUGUUUGCAGAUGGAAAACUAUACUCGGCCACAGUGACUGACUUCCUUGCCAUCGACGCAGUUAUUUACCGGAGCCUUGGAGACAGCCCAACCCUACGGACCGUCAAGCACGAUUCGAAAUGGUUGAAAGAACCAUACUUUGUCCAAGCAGUGGACUAUGGAGACUAUAUCUACUUCUUCUUCAGGGAAAUAGCCGUGGAGUACAACACCAUGGGAAAGGUAGUUUUCCCCAGAGUGGCUCAGGUUUGUAAGAAUGACAUGGGAGGUUCUCAAAGAGUCCUGGAGAAACAGUGGACAUCUUUCCUUAAGGCGCGCCUGAACUGCUCAGUUCCCGGGGACUCUCAUUUUUAUUUCAACAUCCUCCAGGCGGUUACAGACGUGAUUCAUAUUAAUGGUCGUGAUGUUGUGCUAGCAACCUUCUCCACACCUUAUAACAGCAUCCCUGGAUCUGCAGUUUGUGCCUAUGACAUGCGCGACAUUGCCAAUGUUUUUACUGGGAGAUUCAAAGAACAGAAGUCUCCGGAUUCUACUUGGACACCAGUUCCUGAUGAACGAGUGCCUAAGCCCAGGCCAGGUUGCUGUGCUGGCUCAUCCUCCUUAGAAAAAUAUACAACCUCCAAUGAGUUUCCUGACGAUACCCUGAGCUUCAUCAAAACCCACCCGCUCAUGGAUGAGGCCGUGCCUUCUAUCAUCAACAGGCCGUGGUUCCUGAGGACGAUGGUCAGAUACCAUCUGACCAAAAUUGCGGUGGACACUGCUGCUGGGCCGUAUCAGAAUUACACUGUGGUCUUCCUGGGAUCAGAGAAGGGAAUCAUCUUGAAGUUCUUGGCCAGGAUAGGAAACAGUGGUUUCCUAAAUGACAGCCUUUUCCUGGAGGAGAUGAGCGUUUACAACCCUGAAAAAUGCAGCUAUGAUGGGAUAGAAGACAAGAGGAUUAUGGGAAUGCAACUGGACAAAGCAAGCAACUCUCUGUAUGUUGCAUUCUCCACCUGUGUGAUAAAGGUUCCCCUUGGCCGGUGUGAACGACACGGGAAGUGUAAAAAAACCUGCAUCGCCUCCAGAGACCCAUACUGCGGAUGGCUAAAGGAAGCAGGUUCCUGUGCCCAUGUGUCCCCCAGCAGCAGCCUGACUUUUGAACAGGACAUAGAGCAUGGCAAUACAGAUGGUCUCGGAGACUGUCACAAUUCCUUUGUGGCACUGAAUGACAUUUCAACUCCUCUACCAGAUCAUGAAAUGUCUUACGACACAGUAUAUGGGCACUCCAGCUCCCUCUUGCCCAGCACCACCACGUCAGAUUCGGCGGCUCGAGAGGGGUAUGAGUCUAGGGGAGGAAUGCUGGACUGGAAGGAUUUGCUCGAUUCACCUGACAGCACAGACUCUUUGGGGGCAGUGUCUUCCCAUAAUCACCAAGACAAGAAGGGAGUGAUUCGCGAAAGUUACCUCAAAGGCCAUGACCAGCUCGUUCCUGUCACCCUCUUGGCCAUCGCGGUCAUUCUGGCCUUUGUCAUGGGGGCCGUCUUCUCCGGCAUCAUCGUGUACUGCGUCUGCGAUCACCGGCGCAAAGACGUGUCCGCGGUGCAGCGCAAGGAGAAGGAGCUCACCCACUCGCGCCGCGGCUCCAUGAGCAGUGUCACCAAGCUCAGCGGCCUCUUCGGUGACACCCAGUCCAAAGACCCCAAGCCAGAGGCCAUCCUCACACCACUCAUGCACAACGGCAAGCUCGCCACUCCCAGCAACACGGCCAAGAUGCUCAUUAAGGCCGACCAGCACCACCUGGACCUGGCAGCCUUGCCCACCCCAGAAUCCACGCCAACGCUGCAGCAGAAGCGGAAGCCCAGCCGCGGCAGCCGCGAGUGGGAAAGGAACCAGAACCUCAUCAACGCCUGCACGAAGGACAUGCCCCCCAUGGGCUCCGCGGUGAUUCCCACGGACCUGCCCCUGCGGGCCUCCCCCAGCCACAUCCCCAGCGUGGUGGUCCUGCCCAUCACGCAGCAGGGCUACCAGCACGAGUACGUGGACCAGCCCAAAAUGAGCGAGGUGGCCCAGAUGGCGCUGGAGGACCAGGCAGCCACCCUGGAGUAUAAGACCAUCAAGGAACAUCUCAGCAAGAGUCCCAACCAUGGGGUGAACAUGGUGGAGAACCUGGACGGCCUGCCGCCCAAAGUCCCGCAGCGGGAGGCCUCCCUGGGCCCCCCGGGAGCCUCCCUGUCUCAGAGCGGCCUCAGCAAGCGGCUGGAAAUGCACCACUCCUCCUCCUAUGGGCUUGACUAUAAGAGGAGCUACCCCACGAACUCGCUCACGAGAAGCCACCAGGCCACCACUCUCAAAAGAAACAAUACUAACUCCUCCAAUUCCUCCCACCUCUCCAGAAACCAGAGCUUUGGCCGGGGAGACAACCCGCCGCCCGCCCCGCAGAGGGUGGACUCCAUCCAGGUGCACAGCUCCCAGCCGUCGGGCCAGGCCGUAACUGUCUCGAGGCAGCCGAGCCUCAACACCUACAACUCACUGACCAGGUCGGGGCUGAAGCGCACGCCCUCGCUAAAGCCGGACGUACCCCCCAAACCUACCUUCGCCCCCCUUUCCACAUCCAUGAAGCCCAAUGAUGCGUGUACAUAAUCCCAGGGGGAGGGGUCAGGUGUCGAACCAGCAGGAAAGGCGAGGCGCCCGCUCCGCUCCGCACGGUUCUCGGCGGCCUGAGCACCCACCAGACCAAGAUGGCCGCGGCAGAGCCGAGGACGCCGCGUCCUCCUCUGGACCCCGGGCUACUCCCGAAAAGUGGGCCACGUGGUUUGGUGAAGGUUUGCGACGCGGGACUCACCUCCAUUCUCUUCCUUCACUCUUCCCCCCCACACCCUGCAACAGGUCGGACUCACGAAAGACUGAAAUGAUCACAAAUAUGAGCCAAAAGCACAUAGCCACUCACCCCUGACACACACACGCACACACACGUGCGCAUAUGCGCGCGGACGCCCAUGCGCGCACUCACACACAGACACGCACGUGCGCAUGCGUGCGCGGACGCCCAUGCGCGCACUCACACACAGACACGCACGUGCGCAUGCGUGCGCGGACGCCCAUGCGCGCACUCACACACACACAUACAGAGGUGAACAGCAACUGCAGCUUUUUGUCCGUUACUGCACGGGGCUCUGCCAAACGGGGCUAGCGUUCCCCCUUGCGAAACACAAAUACGUUUUUAAAAAUCAUGAAAGUUAAAAUGACAAAAAAUAAAGAAUCCAUUGAUAAUUCUAACUCAGACUUUAACAAUGGCAGAAGUUUACUAUGCGCAGAUACUGUGAAAUGCCCACCAGUGUUACAGCUUUCUGUUAUAGCAGAUUAAUGCCAUGUUGGGCGACUAUGUCAUAGAUUUCUGCUCCUCUCUUUUAAUGAAAUAACGUGACCGUUAACGCAAGUAACUUUAUUUAUUGUUCACCUUUUUUUUCCUUAAGGAAAGGACUCUUCCACAUAUUGCCCUAUGAACAGCUCUUCAUAAAGCCCCUUGAACUUAAACUAUUUAACGUGAAAUCCAUUAACUGGAAUAAUUAAGUUUCUUUAUUUUUACAAUAAAUUCACUGAGUAAAUAAGUUGGAGCUGGAAUUCUGACCUUUGUGUUUGGACUGUCUGAUCUCAAGCUAAAAGGAAAAAGAGGGGUAUAUUUAUUUAAAUCUACCAGUCAAUUUGCUGGUGAGGUCUCUGUUCUAUGACACGCAAAAAAUUAGUUAGAAGUCCUUCCAGAUCCUAACUUCUAAAGCAACCAGGAGAGGAACUUUUAGAAUGGCACAUCCAUGCCCCAUUGCUGCCAACACGGCUUUGUCAGUGGUUCCUACUUUCUGUGAAGACACCAGCUUGUGAUAUGCCAUCUCAUUUCACCUUGCAUGUGAGACAGCAAACAAAAUCCACAAACGGUGUGAACUAAUUAAUACGCUGGCUGCUAUCUUGCAUAAAUUAAUGGUUUGAUCACACGGGUUUUUCGUGGGGUUACAUCUGUGAAUAGCCUAUUUUCCACGUGUAAAUUUGUGCCUUACACCCUGAGUUGUGUACACUUGUAAACUGUCGUUAUGAUAAACCUUUUCCCCCUUUUGAAA
Messenger RNA from Rhinolophus ferrumequinum (greater horseshoe bat), 5384 nucleotides. It is a transcript of the gene SEMA6A, whose product is annotated as semaphorin 6A. The record is from RefSeq and is a predicted model, not a curated record. The coding region runs from base 775 to 3915 and encodes 1046 amino acids. Gene Ontology annotation, biological process: positive regulation of neuron migration; neural crest cell migration; negative chemotaxis. Gene Ontology annotation, molecular function: chemorepellent activity; semaphorin receptor binding. NCBI's taxonomy places the organism in Eukaryota, Metazoa, Chordata, Mammalia, Chiroptera, Rhinolophidae. The transcript is spliced from 20 exons.